Messenger RNA from Panonychus citri (citrus red mite), 1141 nucleotides. It is a transcript of the gene Rab1, whose product is annotated as ras-related protein ORAB-1-like. The transcript has 3 exons. The record is from RefSeq and is a predicted model, not a curated record. Gene Ontology annotation, molecular function: GTPase activity; GTP binding. Bases 149 to 772 code for a protein of 207 amino acids. Lineage: Eukaryota; Metazoa; Arthropoda; Arachnida; Trombidiformes; Tetranychidae.
UCUCAGUUUGUAUUAUUCAUCACAAUUGAAUUCUCAUUUAAACAAAUUAACUCCUCAAUCAAAAUUUGAUUAAUUUCUUAACAUAACUAAGUUAUUUUACAAUUAAUAUCUUUUUUUGGUUGUUGUAAUUGUAUUAAUUUAAUUCAAGAUGAACCCUGAAUAUGAUUACUUAUUCAAAUUGCUGCUGAUUGGAGACUCAGGUGUUGGAAAAUCAUGUUUACUUCUUAGAUUUGCUGAUGACACUUAUACAGAAUCAUAUAUUUCAACUAUUGGUGUUGAUUUCAAGAUAAGAACCAUAGAAUUGGAUAAUAAAACAAUUAAAUUACAAAUCUGGGAUACAGCAGGACAAGAAAGAUUUCGCACUAUUACAUCUUCUUAUUAUCGUGGGGCCCAUGGAAUUAUCGUUGUUUACGAUGUAACAGAUUUGGAGUCAUUCAAUAAUGUGAAACAAUGGUUACAUGAGAUAGAUCGUUAUGCUUGUGAUAAUGUAAACAAGUUGUUGGUUGGUAACAAAUGUGACCUAACCUCUAAAAAAGUGGUUGAUUAUACAACAGCUAAAGAAUUUGCUGAGCAACUUUCAAUUCCUUUCCUGGAAACUUCGGCAAAAAAUUCUACCAAUGUAGAGCAAGCCUUUCUAACCAUGGCUGCUGAAAUUAAGAACAGAAUGGGUCCAGGGUCAGGUGGAAUGGCUGGACAAGCUGCCGGGUCCAAUGUCCUCGGUUCCAUCAACCCCUCAUCCACUCCGGUCAAAACCCAGUCAAACUGUUGCUAAAUCGGAGAGAGAGAGAGACACUUAUCAAGAGGGGAGGUGUUUCUGUCUUUAUCUAUUCUCUCUCGUUCUUUUUUUCUCUUGAUUUUCUCUAUUCUCUCUCUUCCAUUCCUCUCUUUUCUCUCACACACAAAUACACACAUACAUACACACACACUCUCUCUCUCUCUUUUCCUCUCUAACUUUCUCUUUCACUCUCUCUCUCUCACUCUGUCUCUUCUCGUUCUCCCUCCCUCCUUCCCUUUCUCUUUCUAUCCAUCUAAAAGUAUCUGUCUCCAUAUCUGCUCCUUGAUAUCCGAAAAAAAAACAAACACCAAACAAAAAUCAUUCAGUAAGAUUAAUUAAAACAUGAUAAACUUUAUACAAAUUUAA